AUGAUCCAAAAAGACAUUGCCAAUGCUUGUGCAAAAGAAACGGUGAAAGCUAUAAUUGGAGACUUGAAUGGAGAUUACUUUGGUAUAUUAGUGGAUGAGUCCAAAUAUAUCUCACACAAAGAACAAAUGGCUCUCAUGUUGCGGUAUGCUGAUAAGAAUGGUGAGGUGGUAGAACGAUUUAUCAAUCUAGUCCAUGUUAGUUAUACAUCGGCAUGCUCAUUAAAGAAAGAAAUCUACUCUUUGCUUUCCAAUCACUCACUAAGUCCAUCUAAAAUACGUAGACAAGGUUAUGAUGGAGCUAGUAAUAUGAGAGGAGAGAUAAAUGGUCUCAAAACUUUGAUUAAGAAAGAUAGUCCAUCGUCAUAUCACAUUCAUUGUUUUGCUCAUCAAUUGCAAUUAAUACUUGUAGCUAUUGCUAAAAAACAUGGGGAUGUUGAAGACCUCUUUGAUCAUGUUACUAAUGUGUUGAAUGUUGUUGGAGGAUCUUUUAAGCAUAGAAAUUUGAUUCGUCAAUCAUCAAGCUGA
This is a messenger RNA of Lycium barbarum (goji berry), 525 nucleotides long. RefSeq lists its product as uncharacterized. NCBI's taxonomy places the organism in Eukaryota, Viridiplantae, Streptophyta, Magnoliopsida, Solanales, Solanaceae. The transcript has a single exon. Bases 1 to 525 code for a protein of 174 amino acids. The record is from RefSeq and is a predicted model, not a curated record.